CAUGUAAUAAUUGCCAUCUAGGACGAGGAAAGCAGAGUUCCUCAAACUUAAAGGGGCGGUACACGUUUCGCGUCUCAUUGUUUUAUGUGGUUGUGUUCCGUUUUAAACGCACAGCCACAGAACUCUAGCCGUACACUGGUUUAACAAGGAAUGUCAAGUUGGUAAAAUCGGGCUCAAUGGCGUACGAUUCGUUAGGCAACGAGAGAGGUCGUGCAAAUGGUGGAGAUCCUGUAUGGGCGAUGCACCAAAUGCAAUCAAAUCCCAAAGGAACCUGGCCUCCUUAUAGCAACAACUCGGAAAACAACAACUGGAAUGCCCCUAUGGUGACAGGCAGUCGGGACUCAGUACCCUACCCUGGCUAUCCAUCCAACUACUGGUACCCACCAUCUCACCCAGCCGGUCCAUAUUCAAAUACAUAUUCUCCUGGAACAGAAGUCAAUGGACAGACUCCAUACAACCCCCAGGCAAUGCCAGCCUACCAUAACGGGGUCUAUUCCGGUGCUCUCCACCCCUCCAACCCCUUCUAUUGUGGUGAUCAGCCACCAGGAACACCCCCAUACCCGUCCCAAGGGUGCCCUAAUCCUGCGACAGUAGGAGUGGGCCAGCACCCUUCUCACCACCAACGUUAUCCCGUUCCACACUGCCAGGGGGCUCCUGGUUACCCUCCUGCUUCCUACUCUCACUACGGAGAUGGAGUUCAUUCAGUACCCCAGAGCCAUGCGUAUCCUGCUCAGCCUGCAGUGCCCUCGAGACCUCCAGCCGAAGCCUGGUCUCACCCAGGGGGCUACGGGCACCCUCCUCACCAACAGUGGCAGCCAGGCCCCCAGCCACCUCCUGGCCACUAUGGAAACCCUUUCCUCUCCACACAUCACUCACCCUGGCCCAGCCCUGAGCCUGCCACGCCACAGUACGACCCAAAGCAGGACUCUCAGUACUGCGGCUACUCCCACCCAAAUCAGCCUCCUCAUCCCGGUGGACCCAAGCCCAGGUCACCGAACCCUAACCCCGGACAGGGCGGGGAGUACAGCGCCCCCCCGCAGUUGUACGGCAAGACGGGAACGGCACAGGAGCCUGCCCCGCCUCGAGAGGCGUCUCCGCCGAGCGACAACCCCGGCCUGUCCCGGGUGCAGCAGGUCCUGGCUCGGGUGGGCCUGCUGGAGGAGGACGUCGACGAGUUCGUGGGUCAUAAAACGGACAAGAGCUACCGCUGCCUGGAGGAGCUGCUCACCAAAGAGCUGCUGGAGCUCGACUCGGUGGAAACCGGGGGGCAAGAUCUCGUCCGGCAGACCAGAAAGGAGGCCGUGCAGAAAGUACAAGGCAUUCUCGACCGCCUGGAAAGGAAAGCUUUCUAGAGCCUCCCCAUGUUUCUUUUAGAAAGAUGCACUCCUCCCAUCAUCCCAGCAUUGGCACAGUGGCCCCACAUCCUGGUGAUCCCUCCUUUUCCUGUUCCACUGACCCCUGUAACUCUUAAAGGAUUCUCCCAUGUAUAUUUUAGAUGAGCAAUGAUAUUAAUCAUUCAGGCCAUCCCUGGUCCCAGAGAGUCCAGUUUUCCAGAACCCAGCAGGAUUUAUGGGUCACCCAUGAACCUUCAAAUUCCAGACACUUUCAGCAAUUUUCCUUUGAGCACCGAACCAGGUGAGUUAUUCAGUUAGACCCUUUGUAGAUUCUUUGAAAUGAAGCCCUCUUAGCCCUUAAGAACCACCAAUGUUUGUUUCUGUCUAGAAUUGAUCCAAACCUCACAUGCCUUCCAAGUUUUAAGAAGUGGAGGAUUUAGGGGUGACCCGCAGGACUCUGACCCUCCAGAGCUGGUUUUGCCACCCAUGAUUUCUGAGGUGUCCCAAGAGUCGCUGUAUUGCACAUUCCAUAAAAAUUAGAUUCACCUAAUCUUGCUGGGGUAUCUACCAACAUGGAAAGGGCUAAAGUACUGUUCUGGGGUCUCUUUUUCCCUGUAUCGUUUUUUUUGUCACUGAUUUUUUGCAUUCAUUCUUUUAUUUCCACUCAGCUGUUGCAGAGACAUUCAGAAUUGGAGUAACUAGGAGGUGCUGUUUGGGGAAAUAAUAGUUUACAUAUAAUCAAAUAUGGAUAACAUUUUUUAUAAAGUGGAUUAUUUAUAAACAUUUAUUUUUACAGAUAUAUAAUUUAUAAGCGUUGUACUUGAAAACGAUAUCCACCCUCUUCUGGGAUUCCCAGAGUACACUAGGUGUUGGUGUAUAUGGAGCACAAAGUGCGCUAGGUGAUCCACUAAUGAUAUGAAUUGGCGUCAUGUCCUUGUAUGAGUAGAUUGGCACAAGGCCAUUGGACUUUACUGGUUUGUCUUAUUUCUUACACUUACAUUUUUCCUUGUGAAAAUGUGAAGUUCUUCCCCGUCUGUUGUCUGUUUGGUCUGUAUCCCAGUACCUGUGAUGAAACAAGUUGGUUCGGCUGGGAGGUAUUGGGGUCCCCUUCCCCAUUGUGAGAGAGCACGGGUAGUGUCCGGCUAUGUUGAGGAAGCUGCUGUACAGAGAACUUAUACAGCUCUGUAGGAAAUAAAACAGCUUGAUUGUACUUUUAGGUUUGCAUUUAUUUUUACAAACAUUUGUGUCUAUUUUUAAGUGUUUCCAGGGUUGAUGUGGGCACCUUAAUGUACCUGACUGUUUUCAGUCGCUUUUACUUUUAAUAUGAUGUAAUGAGUCUGUUGUUCUCAAUUUACACAUUAUGUGAGUAGUGGGUUUAUUUGAUAAAACUUUUAGUUUCGUUUUGCGUUCAGAGACAUCUGUCGGCACUGAUCAUGAACAUUCUUACCAAAGUAUUUCUCAUAAAAGUAGAUCAUUAUUAAUGAUGAAAAGUGUAAUGUUUGUGACUUUGAAGUAAACAGCUGUCUAUAGUCAGGUUCUUUAAAGAUUACCUGUGUUGUAGACCGCUUCUAUCCUUGGUUGAUUUGGGGAAAAAAUAAUAUUACUAGUCUUACUGGCAAAAUACAAAAAUCAUUCGUGACUUAGCAAAUGAUAUGUUUUGAUAGAAUUCCCAUUGUGUUCAUCCCAGCUAGGUUGUUUAUUCAGACCGAAAACAGAGAGACCACCCUGCAAUUUUCAAACAUAUUGUUUGAAAUCCUUAAUCCAUCUCUGGGGGAAAAUGACUACCACGUAAACAUUUUAUACAUCUUGAAAAGAACUAUCCAUUCCAGUCACAAAUCAUUGAAAAAAUCAUACAGGUCUGAAUUAACGAUCCAAAAAAAUGCAUGUUGUUGCAUAUAAUGUCCAUAUUGUUUGCUGUAUGUGUAAGAAUUAUUUUCGCAAUGGCACCUUCUAAAACUGAUACUGCAUUUUACACAGAACUCUGAGAGCAGUUUUUAUUUGAGCAGUGAGUGGAGCCAGAGGAAAUGACUGUCCUACACCAGUUCAUCUCUGUGUUGUCACUAGUCACAGUGUGGGAUACCAGGCUGGAACUUGCCAAUAUCAGAAUACUACCUGAUCAAUCUUUCAGUCUGACCAAGACCAAGACCUCCAUUUGAACAUUUUGUGGAUGCAAAGCUUGAGAAGAUGGAAAACCUGCUUAUAUUCUGUAACUACCAAAUAAAUAUCCUAGAAUCACAUUAUUAUGGGUUCCUAGAGGCACAAAAGUCAUUUUUUGUGAUUGUAAUGUUAGAUUUUUGUUUAAGUAAUGAAGGAUAUUUUUUUCUUAGUACUGUAAUAUUGGCAGGCGUUUUUAUCAUCUACCAAAUCUGUGGAGCUUUGCAAAUGAAAGGAGAAAAUGUUUCAGUAAUCUGAUCAAAUUUUUGUUUCUGCUUAAAGUUCCUUGACAGUCUGAAGGGAGGAUAACUAUGUACAUAUCAUCAGUUUCUUUAAUAAAAGUUUUCAGUUUGUACA
Messenger RNA from Lepisosteus oculatus (spotted gar), 3845 nucleotides. It is a transcript of the gene bag4, whose product is annotated as BCL2 associated athanogene 4. Gene Ontology annotation, molecular function: adenyl-nucleotide exchange factor activity; protein-folding chaperone binding. Gene Ontology annotation, biological process: protein stabilization. Gene Ontology annotation, cellular component: cytosol; cytoplasm; membrane. The record is from RefSeq and is a predicted model, not a curated record. NCBI's taxonomy places the organism in Eukaryota, Metazoa, Chordata, Actinopteri, Semionotiformes, Lepisosteidae.